This is a messenger RNA of Vigna unguiculata (cowpea), 1228 nucleotides long. Its product is annotated as Cysteine/Histidine-rich C1 domain family protein. The record is from RefSeq and is a predicted model, not a curated record. Lineage: Eukaryota; Viridiplantae; Streptophyta; Magnoliopsida; Fabales; Fabaceae.
CCUUAUGUCUAGCUCUUUUCCUUCCCGUUGACGUGGUGAUUCCAAUGAAGUCUCUAUUUAACACCAUCACCACCAUCUUCGGAGGAGGCAUAAUUCCUUUUCAAUUGCUUCUGCAAUAAGCCAAAUUCAACCCAAAACUCAAAAGAAAACCACGAUCUCUGAAAUGUCUUCAAUUACCCCUCAUGCAACAGAAAUCCACACCACUCGCCCCCUCCCAUAUAAAUACCCUUAAUGUCAAAACCACUUGGCAUUUUCAUCACAUCGAAGCCUCAUAUAUGCGAUAUUUCAUACACAACAAACGAUGAAAUACAGUGAGAUAUCCCAUUUCAGCCACCCACAACACAAGCUGAGAUUUGAGUAUUCAGAAUUCCCCUUCAAAUGUGAUGGGUGCAAGGAAGUAGGCAUAGGAUCGCGUUACAAAUGCUCCAUCUGUGACUUCGACCUUCACAUGCACUGUGCCAUGAUAACCUCCCCCACUUUGUUCCACCCUUUCUACACCAAAUGCACCUUCCAGUUCAUGGCCAAACCUCCAGGUGACACACCCCGUUACUGCAACGCAUGCGAGAAGGACGUGAGUGGGUUCGUGUACCACUGCAAAGCAUGCGGCUUCGACCUCCACCCUUGUUGCGCGAAGCUACCCAUGGUCCUUGAUGAUGGCGAAGUGAAGCUUUACCUGUACAGAAAAGUUAGCUCACCCUGUCACCGUUGUGGCAGAAAAGGGCGUAGCUGGAGUUACAGGUCGAAGUGCAAGAACUACAAUCUGCACGUGGCGUGUGUUAGAGAGAUGUUGGUGGAGAAUUGGUACGAGGUGUAUGUCGGACGCUGCAAAGGAAGGAAUGUGGAUGGCAACAUUCCUAGUCUGAGGAACACACUCUACACUCCUCAUAGCAGUAGGAGGAGUAAAGGGAAGUUGAAGAAGUGCUGUGAAAUUGCUGGUUUCGCUGUUCAGAUUGUCAUAUCGGCUGUGUUGGGAGAUCCAACGGCUCUCAUUGCCGGCAUUGUCGGCUCCUUCAUGUCAAGGGCUUGAUGGCCACCACAGGGAACAUGGAACAUAGUUUGUCACUUUAAUAACUUCUUUUAAGGUUGUAAACUUCACUUCACUACUUUAAAUUUGUUGUGGUUCUGAUGCUGGUCUUGAUCUGAAUUCUAUCUGUUUCUAACUAUCUUAUCAGUUCUCACAUUUCAACUCAUUUUGAGCGUGUGACAUAAAUUUUAUAUCAAGUUUAAA